AUGCAAGGUCCCGGCUCCAUACGACAUAGUGGAGGCAAGUGUAUUCAUGUUUUACUGGACACUUUCAACAAACCCAAAGAGGGACAAUUCCUUGUGACAUACGAAGGAUGUGCAAAAGACAGGCUGGAGUUCCAGCUCUGGCCGAAUGGAACACUGAUGCUUACUAGACAUAGCAUGUGCGUGAAGCCUACUGACCGGAUGACUGAUGGAGUGAAGGUUGGUAAAAAAUUUUAAAUAUAUUUCUAGUUUAGAGAUAUAUUUCUUGUACAAUGUGUUAACGCUGAACGAGAACAAACAGACAUAAUGGGUUAUAAAUAUGGCGUACUUAAUCUCUAACUUUAUUUUCACUGCUUACAUUACCAACAUAUUUACUUACCAUAUACGUACUCUUUUUUUCGAGGUGGGUGUUUUCAGUAGUUGGGAUGCGACAGACACGUGGAGUUGGACUGCCCAAGAAUCACUGCAGUACAAAAAGAAAAUGUGUCUUCAGCCUGAAACUGGAGGGGUGAACCCAAGGAAUGGUAUAAAGCUCGUGCUUGACUCAGUCUGUGAUGAGCGACAAAACUUCUUCGAGUUUGUGCCCAGUAAGUAUCUCUCAGUGCUUUAUAUAACUGGACUAUCUCACGUGAAUUGUCAAGGGGAAAAGUAAAAGGUGAUGGCAAUCUGUAUGUCAUUUAUAUGCCAAAGGAAAGGGGUUGUGAGUCACAUAGUUUUAACUAACUUGAUUUAUAUUGGGAAACUGUAUCAAUUUUAAACUGUUUUAACUUUAUAAUUUGUAUUAGGUAGCUUUUACUCGCCCAAUUCUAUAAACUGUUCUUUGUAGAAAUCCAGUAGAGAUCAUUCCUUAUUUGUUCAGUGUUACUACCGAGUACCUGAGAAAACCUGCGCUGUUUGGUCAAACCAUGGAUAGUGUUUUUAUGAUCCAUGGUCAAACAGAAGCACUCUUCUCACAUUGGAACAAAGGGAAAGUAAAAUCCAACAAAUGUAUAUUGCAGAAAGAAUGUCACAUGCACCAAACACUGUGGCGCUAACACUAUACACAUAGCUUCACUUUCCUGUAGGCUCCCUUAAAUCUAUACUCUCUCCAGAUUUUCAGGCUUAACCAACAUCACGUUUCUCAUUUCAUCCAAUUAAGCAUCUGGUUGGUAUUUAUACAUCGAAGCCUUGCCACCAAGGCAACCGAACGACAAAGCUCGAUUGAUCUCGCCAUCGACAAUAGAGACCAAAUCCUGUCUCCUCUUCUUUUACCACAUGUUCGGCCAUGACAUGGGUAAACUUCAGGUAUUUAUUUUUAUACAUGUAUUUAUUUCUAUUUAUUUACUAACUUUCCCAAACGGUCCACAUGCCAUUGUCAUGGCAUCGGGUGACAGGGUGAACAUACAUAAACAUGGUAUCAUACAUAUACAUCCCUUAUCGGAGUGAAACCUUUGGUGGUGAAGAUUAAUUUGAAGUGAACAAACCUAUAUUAUACAAUAUUUUCUCGAUCUUUGUAGUAUCGAGUACUGUCCAAUCUAUCGCAGAGCCUGAUAUAACAUUCGAAAGUUGGCUGGAAGAUGUCCAACCAAAGUAAACUUUGAUUGGAAACUUCCAAAUUUGGUCGGCCAUUUCUUUAUUUCAUUCUAACUCCCAGCAUCCAUUGUGUAAAGUAUAUCAAUAUAUAAAUAUUACUUUAUGCUAUACACUAUACAGUAUAAUUUAAAAAUAUAUAUAUGUAUAAUUUUAGGUCUACGUGAAAUCUGGGGGUAGGAUGUAUUCAGUGUGGAGUCGUUCUGGAGAGCAAGGUGUCGAAUGGUAUCAAGCACAAGUGGCUGUAAACAAUCAAAUGGCGUUAUAUCAGGUGAGCAUGUAGACCUGUGAGCACCAAAUAUAACUGAAUGCAAAGAUCGCAGAUAUAGAUGGGCAGGGUCUUUGCUAGAAUUUUUGAUUUUGAGAGUGUUUUCAAAUUUCCAGGGUGUGUGCUUGCCAAUUAACCAGAAUAGCCAAAUGCACGGUGUUCUAUUCUUUUCAAAUCAAGGCGCGGAUACGCUUAUAUUUCGCACUGACAUUACAGUCUCGGGAGCAUUUGAAGCCAUUUUAACACCAUAUUUUUCCCAUUAUCUACACAGCUAAAAACGAUCAGGUUGUUGCAAUAUUGAUGAAAACAGUAUUGAACAAUGUUGUGCGGCCCACAUUGUUCACAGUUAUUAACAAUACAAUCUCGUACCCAGAGUUUGCCCGUUCGCAGCAGCUAACCUGCGAACGGGCAUACUCUGGGUACGAAAUUGUCAACAAUAUUGAACAAUAUUGUUACAUCCGAAUUAAGCGAAGGUAACGGCAGACGGUCAUGCCGUCCUGCGACCUUUGUAGCGGGGUGUCACAGAGAACAGGUGUUCGUUUGCUGGAUACGACCUACAGACGACUAUAGAGUGUGAUCCUUUUUCCACUGACUAUCAGUAUGGUGCCGGAAGUCUGCCUUGGCAGAAUUGUCAUGGCAAACUCCUAUUGCUACAAAAAUUCGCCUUAUUAUUACGUUUUUUGUUGUUUUUGCCAUAGCCGUUUGCCAUCUGCCAGUUUUGCCAUAAAUGUUUGGCAGUUUUUGCCUGAUGUUUUCCAAUGUGCCAUUGCGGUCUUGCCUACAAGGCUAGAUCGCUGACUGGCCUUGAUUGAUGUCACCAACUCAGAUACCUUGCCGUUAAACUAGAAACUUUCGUACGACAUAAAUAGGAGGAAAUUGUGUCUGUUGUAAGUAUCAACACUCUAUUUUAAGGAGUGUUGCUAAUAUGGCUUACCAUGGCUACACGGCUUUACAUAAAUACUGAAGCCGUGUUCGUUUUAUCUUGCCGUGUUUUUUUCCCCUUUUUUGAGCGUGAUAACACGGCCAACGGCCCAAAUGGUCUUCUAGCUAAGACCCGGUAGGUGGGUAUAGAAUUAUAAAUACAUGCUUGUUAAAGUGCUAAAUAUUUUUCAAGUCGAUCUACCAGUGAACGGAAACGACCACACUUUUCUACUUUUCUUCCAGUUUGUAAUCGAAGGUGUACGCGGUAAAGGUGACUGGGGAGACAUUGCAAUUGAUGAUAUCUCUCUCAUGGUUUCAUGUCCUCCAAGAGGUGAAUCACUUGUGUACUAAUAGCUCUGUAGGCCGAAGUACCAUCAAUCCGUUGACAAAAUAGAGUAGGAAAGCUGGGUUUCUUCGUAGUUCUCCUUCGGUACCACGUGUAUGUUAUAACAUAUUUUUACCAUUUUAGAAAAUCAAACUAUUAAACCGACUUCGGUAAAUAAUAAUGGAAGUGAAAAGCCGACAACAACAUUUACAGUCUCCACUACAAUUUUACCAUCUCCAACUAUAUAUUGGUCUGAAGGCAAGUGAGGUUUUUGUUAUUACAUAGUGAUGUAUUGUAUAUAGUAAUGUAUACAGUUUUUAUGUAGUUGUUUCGUAGUGCACGGUGAAGCUUGUGGUGUGGAUUGUUUUGUGUAGUGAAGGGAGGAGUGCUAAUCAUCAUUGCUUGUAAGAAGCAUGACCGAUGUGGGAGGCUCUGGCUGCCCAAGGUGGCCAGGUUAAAAUAAAAGGGUUAACUUCUUGAAAACCAGAGUACCUGGAGAAACCCUCGAACCACAGCAGAGGACUAACCACAACUCUACGUACAAACAGAUUAAUUGAGUCAGAUCAGGGUCGCCCAUCAAGCAACAAUACCUGGUCCUCAACCUUCACCAGUAGGCUUAAAUAACUUACUCUUUUAUACUUUUUAUUCACAUAAUCAAUGUGGAUUCAAUUUACCCUAUGCAAAUAAGAAUUUAAAAAAUCUAUUUUUCUGCAGACAAGGGAACGGAUGACUUCAGCAAAAUCAUUAUGAUAGCGAUAACACUAGGUUUUAGCGUAUUUGUUAACAUUGUGCUUAUCGUCUUAUGGAUAAAAUACAAACUACUGAAACGGGCUUCAAAAUUAUCAACUCCUGUCAAUAUUCCAUUGGAGACGAAUGAAAUUUCACCAGAACCAUUGCCAGUUGAUGAGGUAAAUUAUUUAUGGUCAUGGUGUUGGCAACACAGUGAAUGGUUAUUACAUAUGGGCCUCUAGGAAGAACAGUUUUGAAUUGAUAGCGCUAUCCAAUUCAUAUACAAAAAAAAAUUAAUUUAGUUUAGAUUUCUUUCUGUAGUAACACUGGAUCAAUAAGAGAUGACUCUUACUGGGCCUCUAUAGCUAAGAAGAACAGUUUUGAACUGAUAGCGCUAUCUAAUUAAUAUAUAAAAAAAGUUAGUUUAGUUUAGAUUUCUUUCUGUAGUAACACUGGAUCAAUAAGAGAUGACUCUUAUACUGGGCCUCUAGGAAGAACAGUUUCGAACUGAUAGAGUUAUCCAAAAAAUAUAUUAUAGUUUUAGUUUAGGUUUCCCCCCGUAGUAACACUGGAUCAAUAACAGAUGGGCCUCACUCAGAACCUCUAGAACUGAUAGAGCUAUUUAGCAUAAGUAAAGAUACUUUAGCUUGUACUUGAACUUCGAGGGUUUUUCUGACUCCAGUCGUUCUCUCCUUCAUAAAAAAAAACAACUCUUAGAAAUUAGUUGUGAAGCACGUGUCUCGGGUGAAUUGGGCACACACCCUGUGUGUAAUCGUCAUUAAAGAAAUCAUAAUCUUUCUUAUAAAAAACAGGAGGCAUGUCACGAAACUGUCACAAGAGAGUUUUACGAUGACUUCGGCACAAGUGGAAGCGAGUCUGAAGGCCCAUCAGCUGAAGGUCAGUAUAUAUUAUAUCUUGGUUGAAAAGAAACCAAUCUUGAUAACUGGUUUACUGUAUAGCAAGUGUCAAAGUCUCAAUAAUUCACCUUGUAUUUCGAAACUAAUAAAGCUGUCCGGCAGACAUGCUGAAACUCUUGAAAGAACUUUGCUUUGAUCUUGCUGCAUGGUUGACGCGAAUAUAACUCGCGUCUCAGUUCUGGUUUUAUUAUUGAUGUUCACGCAGUGAACAUGACGUUUUAGAUAUAGGAGAUAAGGUUUUGACCAAUCAGCAACGAGGGUUGCAACUGUCGCCUGCCUAUGACUACCAACUCUAGUCAACUUGGAGCUGGUUCAAAUUUUGAUGAGAGUUUUUGCUACGCGCGCUAAUAUUCAGUCAAAUCUCGUCAACUGUCAAUCUCGUUCCCCGAGCCUGCGAUCCUCGGGAAGGAACGUGAGGCUCUGGGAUAAUUGAACUGCGCAUUCCAUAUCAACAGCCAAUCAGAGUCCUCUCCGAAACGGAUUAUCCCAGAGCCUCGCGUUCCUUCCCGAGGAUCGCAGGCUCGGGGAACGAGAUUGGUCAACUGUCAGCACAACCUCGUAUCCAGGCGCCUCGCUGGAGGCCCUCCCGAGCUUGGGCCUGAGGAUCAGAAUGGGUCUUUGCUCCACGAUAGUUGAGAAAAAUCUCGUGCGGACUCUCGCUUCUCAACUCUCUUCUUUGUUUGACCAGGGCUUUAUAAUAAACAUCAGGGGCCACGUAACGAAACUGUCGCAAGCGUUCAUCGAGAGUUUUACGAUGACGUCGACACAAAUGCAAACGCGUCUGAAGAAUUAUCAUCCGAAGGUCAGUAAUAUCACAGAUGAGAUUAUUAUCUAAAUAUAUAUAUAUAUAUAUAUAUAUAUAUAUAUAUAUAUAUAUAUAUAUAUAUAUAUAUAUAUAUAUAUAUAUAUAUAUAUAUAUAUAUAUAUAUAUAUAUAUAUAAUAAUAUAUAAUAAUAAUAAUUCAGUUUCUUUGAACGUAUAUGUAGUGAAGAGUGCUCAAUAUUACAAAAUAGAGCGAUUUAUUAAUACUUAAAAUGUUUUUGUUGCUACUCCGAGUUUCAUGCCGUAAAGGCAAUCAUCAGGCAACAGUUUUUGCUUCUGAAUGUCAGUUUGUUGAUGUUUGCUGACGAUACUCGCUUGCUUAUGCAUGUACAUAAUUUCAUAAAUUGCGCGCGUAUAUAUAUAUAUAUAUAUAUAUAUAUAUAUAUAUAUAUAUAUAUAUAUAUAUAUAUAUAUAUAUAUAUAUAUAUAUAUAUAUUUAUAUAUUUAAUUUAACUACUUUCAGGCAGCCUGACACAAAGCCUCGACUGGCUUUGGCAACUAGUCUGGUCAAGUUUUGGGCUAGCAUUUGGUAAGUAUGGCGUCACAUGCGAAAUGAAAGCAAAUUCCAUACUUCUCAUAUGAAAAAACGUUGAAAAAGAAAUAUAAGACACAGCCCAGGAGUCUAGGUUGAGUUUAGGAUAAACAUGUGUAAUAUGUUUAAAAUUCCAUGAUAUAACCUUCUAUAUGUAAAUAUUUGCUCAUUCUAAGAAGAAAUGUAAAAAAUCUUGGUUGAAAAGAGAAAACCGUCUUGAUAAUUGUGUUCACUGUAGAACGAGGAUGAAAGUUGAUAAGAGAUAAUGAAGGUUGAAACUUUCGCUCGUGUUUUCCCGCCAACUUUUCAACUUUGAGUUCGUUCAAAUUUUGAGUAGAGUUCAUGAGAGUUUUUGUUACGCUUGGUAAUAUCCAGUUAACUCUCAUCAGUGUUGAGCUGGUUCAAAUUUUGAGUAGAGUUCAUGAGAGUUUUUGUUGCGCUUGGUAAUAUCCAGUUAACUCUCAUCAGUGUUGAGCUGGUUCAAAUUUUGAGUAGAGUUCAUGAGAGUUUUUGUUGUGCUUGGUAGUAUCCAGUUAACUCUCAUUAGUGUUGAGCUGGUUCAAAUUUUGAGUAGAGUUCAUGAGAGUUUUUGUUACGCUUGGUAAUAUCCAGUUAACUCUCAUCAGUGUUGAGCUGGGUCAAAUUUUGAUGAAAGUUGAUGAGAGUUCUCGCUACGUGCUGUAAUAUCCAAUCAACUCUCAAGCAAUUGUUGUUCUCACUGCAGACUCUCACUGGCCAACUCUUAUCAAAUCUCAUCUUGUUUGACCAGGGUUUAUAAUCUUUUGUUUCUCAAGGCCGGACAUCAGAUUAUGAAGAGGUUGAAGUACCAUCAAAUGCACACCAGGCGUCUGGACACACUGAACUUAAUAAACGACCCGAUACCUCGAAAAGGGUGGCGACAGGCGAUGGUGAUUAUCAGGCAUUUUUAAAAGACGUUGACAUCAUUGACACAUACAUAAUACCGAUUCCAGAGGAACCACAACACGAAACAUCAGGUCAAAAUGAAACCUGUGAAGAGCCCAAAUUAUCGCCAGAAAAUCCUGUUUGUACUGAGCUUGAUGACAACAGAGUCCACGGCAGGAAUACAACGGGUGAUGGUACCCAUCAGAAACAAGUAAAGCGAGACUCGGAUUAUGUUAUUCCACCAGCCUACGAGAGAAGAGAGUCGUACGAAGACAUCUAAAUGGGAGGAAACUUACCGGACUACACGGAGCUGGAUCUAAGCAAACGCGAAACAUAAGUCUAAUCUUAGGCCAGUCCAAGGCUCGCAGAACUUUCAGCCCGUUGUAUUGAGUUAUUCAUUGUAUAAUCUGAGUUUCCCCUUCUGUGUCUGCGGUCCUGGUCCAGACUUCAGAUUUGACUACCGUUAGGGAGUGUUCAUUAUUUAUACCCGGGGUUGGUACCGAAGAGAAACUAAUCGAAAAGAGAAAAAAACAACCACCCACCCUUUCAAUCAACCAUUUUUUCCCCUACCCAACUAUUGCAUGACUUGGAUUUUUAUUUUACCCAACCCAAUUUCAAAAUUAUACAAGUAUUUUACUUAUCUACAUAUAUAUUAUUAUACAAGCUAG
This is a messenger RNA of Paramuricea clavata, 7651 nucleotides long. NCBI's taxonomy places the organism in Eukaryota, Metazoa, Cnidaria, Anthozoa, Malacalcyonacea, Plexauridae. The record is from the annotation of a GenBank genome assembly.